AUCUCCUCCUCCUCUCACUCCAUACGCUCCCCCCUCUCUCUCUUUAUAAAGCGGGGCGCAUCCAGGGGCAUCUAUUGCCCUUAAAUUUAUUCGAUCGGCUGCGACAGAAUCCCGUGGUCGCGCGAGGCGAGAGACGAGGAGCGAGAAAGAGAGAGGGAGGAGAGAAUAGAUAUCCUUGAUGACGCUCGGAGGUCCCGGUGGAUCCAGCGUCGUUGUUCCUCGGAACUUUAGAUUGUUAGAAGAGCUUGAACGAGGAGAAAAGGGCAUCGGAGAUGGAACUGUUAGCUAUGGUAUGGAUGAUGGCGAUGACAUCUACAUGCGCUCCUGGACAGGCACAAUAAUUGGCCCUCAUAAUUCUGUUCAUGAGGGACGCAUAUAUCAGCUGAAGUUGUUCUGCGACAAGGACUAUCCGGAGAAACCGCCCAGUGUUCGAUUCCAUUCACGAAUAAACAUGACUUGUGUUAAUCCUGAGACAGGAGUG
Elaeis guineensis (African oil palm) is the source of this 481-nucleotide messenger RNA. NCBI's taxonomy places the organism in Eukaryota, Viridiplantae, Streptophyta, Magnoliopsida, Arecales, Arecaceae. The record is from RefSeq and is a predicted model, not a curated record.